CACUCCUCGGCCGGGCUCAGCCGGAGGGGGAAAAGCGAAGGGGCGGAGAUCGCCUGCCUGAGUCAUUCGCUGACUCCAGCGAGAGCAAAACGCAAACAGCCUCGGAGAGCCGGUGGAGCCGGACGGGACAGGAGCGCGGCGAGGUGUGGUGCAGCCCCGGCGGGAGCGCCAUGAAGGACCGCAGCCCCUCUCCGCUCUGGCGGGGCUCCUUUCUCGCCCUCAUUCUCCUGGCUGUGGCCAGAGGUGACCUUUGUAAAGUGAACCAGUGUCAGAAUGGAGGGACCUGCCUUACUGGCGGCAUUGACGAAUCUCCUUUCUUCUGUAUCUGCGCAGACGGCUACUCGGGGAUUGUUUGCAACGAAACCGAGAAAGGCCCCUGCCACCCAAAUCCCUGCCAGAACAACGGUGUGUGCCAGCAACUUCCCAGUCGGGGAGAUGUCUUCACCAAAUAUGCUUGCAAGUGUCCUUGGGGGUAUGAAGGCAAACAUUGCCAGAACAGAUCGUCCUCCUUUUCGGCCUUAGACAUGAAUGAAUGUUCUUCGCAGCCUUGUAAGAAUGGAGGGAUUUGCUUGGACCUGGAGAGUGACUACGCCUGUAAAUGUACUUCGCCCUAUUUGGGGAGGACCUGCAACAUCCGCUGUGCAAACCUACUGGGCAUGGAGACAGGUGCCAUUGCCAACACCCAGCUCACAGCUUCGUCUGUCCAUUUUGGGUUCCUUGGCCUGCAGCGCUGGGGUCCUGAGCUUGCGCGCCUAAACAACAAAGGGAUCGUGAAUGCCUGGACCUCGAGCAACUAUGAUAGGAGCCCCUGGAUCCAGGUAAACCUACUGAGGAAGAUGCAGCUCUCUGGUAUCAUGACACAAGGUGCGCGCCGCGUAGGCCGGGCAGAAUAUAUCCGAACCUUCAAAGUGUCCUACAGUCUAGACGGACACGAGUUUGUCUACCUCAGGGAUGAAAAACGGGAUCAUGAUAAGGUCUUUGAUGGCAACUCAGACAACGGUGUCACGGUGACCAAUCUGUUUAAUCCACCGAUUGCAGCCCAGUACAUCCGCAUCCAUCCCCUGGUCUGCCAUAGGGCUUGCACUUUGCGCUUUGAGCUGAUUGGCUGCGAAAUGAAUGUGUAUUUCAACACGGCAGGUUGCUCGGACCCCCUGGGCAUGAAAUCUCGCCAAAUCUCAGAUGAGCAGAUUACAGCCUCCAGUGCGUACAAGACGUGGGGCAUUGAUGCUUUCACUUGGCAUCCGCGCUAUGCCCGCCUCGACAAGACGGGCAAAACCAACGCCUGGUCCGCCCUCACCAAUAGCCAGGGAGAGUGGCUUCAGAUCGACCUAAAGAGAGAGAAACAGGUGACUGGUGUCAUCACGCAAGGGGCUCGUGACUUCGGGCACAUUCAGUACGUGGCUUCUUACAAAGUGGCCCACAGCAACGAUGGCAAGUCCUGGACUUUCUACAGGGACAGCAGAACAAACAGCACGAAGAUAUUUCAAGGGAACUCCGACAACUACUCUCAUAAGAAGAAUGUGUUCGAUGUGCCCAUCUACGCCCGCUUUGUGCGCAUCCUGCCUGAAUCUUGGCACAACCGCAUCACGUUACGUGUGGAGCUAUUGGGCUGUGAUGAAUAGGUCUCCUGUGGGCGAGGGACUGUGGAGUGGAGAAGCAGACUGAUUUUUCUUCUCCUUUCCCUGGACCUAUGUGCUUACUGCUGCAACAUCUUCUUUGCCAUGUUGUACCCCAGGGAACUGUUGAUACAAAGGCCGUGCCAUGUGGAGCCAUGGCAUGGGGAGCAUUUUCUGGCCUGGCCCAGAGGCGGCAGCUGUCAGAAAUGAAGUUUUUUUGCUUCCCUUUUCCUUACCUUCCUGGUUUCACAGUUGCUUGCAAACACCACAGGGUAGUGCAGAGACUCCUUUGUGGGGGGCUGCCCAUUCUGCAUGGCCUCACCACGGUCCUCUCAUUUCCAGAGGGUCUCUAGCAAUGCACUUUAAGAGCUGCUCUGUGCAGUUGUCAUUCCUUCCCUCCAAGAAACUUUGGGAGCAGAAAAAUAGGGCUUUCAAGUAGGAGAAGUCUCAGCAGCCUCACCUCGUAACACCGCAGCUCCUAGGAGUCUUUGGAGGAAGCCAGGAUGGUUUAGCUGGUAUAAAAUGAAUACAAGUUUGUAGUCUAGAGGCAGCCAAGGAUGUAAGUGGAGCAGCGAGCGCUCCAUUCUUUAAGCGGAAUUCAGCAGUCAUUCUUUUGCCAGUGCAGCAGAUUUGCAUAGUUUUGCAUGAUCUGGUUUUUUUUAGUCAGGGGAGGAGCAAGAAGCUGUGCUAUCCCUCCUUCCUUUUCUCUCGUGAGAUUUCUAUAGCUGUUGCACACCCACUUUCAAGCUUGUUUUUGCUCCUUAGAAACUUGAUUUUUAGCAAUGAAAACCGAAUUCUUCACCUCGUGCUCCAUUCUGUUUUUGGCAGGGUCUGUACAGUCCCAGUCAGAGCCCCUUUCCCUUUGCUAAGGUUUCUCGAGAUGCCAAGCCAUGGAGAUUCUGUGUGCACAUGGCAUGCCCCCCCAGCAUGCUUUGAUUUCCUUGGAAGCUGCCCUAACCCUCCCACUGUCCAAAACUCGGCCAUGUUUUCUACCCAUGCUGCUUUGCUUCUCUUCCUGCCUCCCACCAUAGCAUCGUUCAAGAGAUCCUCAUGUUCACGUACAUCUAGUAGAGCAUGAUAAAGAAACAGGACUGUGCGAUGCCAAAGCUGGGAAGAAAGGGCUGUUUUUUGAAAAGGAGUAUAUACUUGCAAAAUGUCCUUUUGGCGGGACGGGUGCAUGGGUGUGUAUAUGGCUUGUCGUUCAGUCAGACAAACCUAAUAGAAGGGGCUUCAGUGGACUGGGGACGGUGUCUGAGCUCUGGAAGCAAUUAACUCAAACAAUGACAAAAAUAAAAGUCCUAGGAAAGCCGAGAGACUGUGGUGACCAUGACUUCCCGGCAGGGAGCAGAGCUCAGUAAAGCUAUGCUGUAUAAAAAUG
This is a messenger RNA of Eublepharis macularius, 2994 nucleotides long. RefSeq names its product milk fat globule EGF and factor V/VIII domain containing (gene MFGE8). NCBI's taxonomy places the organism in Eukaryota, Metazoa, Chordata, Lepidosauria, Squamata, Eublepharidae. The transcript is spliced from 10 exons. Gene Ontology annotation, molecular function: calcium ion binding. The record is from RefSeq and is a predicted model, not a curated record. Bases 171 to 1622 code for a protein of 483 amino acids.